This is a messenger RNA of Daldinia vernicosa, 1934 nucleotides long. RefSeq lists its product as uncharacterized. The record is from RefSeq and is a predicted model, not a curated record. Lineage: Eukaryota; Fungi; Ascomycota; Sordariomycetes; Xylariales; Hypoxylaceae. The transcript is spliced from 4 exons. The coding region runs from base 573 to 1562 and encodes 329 amino acids.
UCCUGACAUUGUACAGUGUGUCAUAUAUAUUUUGGCUACAGUACAUUCAUACAUACGCCCACAUACAUUGUACAUACGCUACAUAACAAACGUACAUAAUGUUAUCGGCGCUGGGACCAACCAUCUCCAUUGAAUAAAGAACAUAGCAUAACGACCCUGUUUUUUGCCUUCCUGGUUUCCACAGCAUCCGGCAAAUCGGUACACGUCAAAGCCACGCUAUCCAGGGAUCAUAUACGAACUUGUGUACUUGAGAUAGGCUACUUGCUUUUGGUCUUUACAUAGUACAUAGGUUUUGGGUCUUCACCUCUCUCGCUCGGAAUUAUCGUUGACCCCCCCUUUCUUCUGCCGGCUUUGCUUCUUUUUUGUGCAACUCUAGAACCCCGUGGAGCUGCGUACCGAGUACCGUAUUUUUUUUUUUUGCAGUAGUCGUCGCCCCCGAAAUCUUGCCGCCCACUGCCCAAGCGUCUUUCUGCAAUAGUCUGCAUUAGCUCUCUCGCUUCUCGGAAACUGAUCCAGUCGGGCUUACCAUAAAAACGGUCGUACCAAUCAACAACAUUGUUUCUUUUUCCAAUAUGACUUCUCUCUCCGAAAAGGGUCUUCUAGGUGAACAGCAGGCAGUUUAUACACCAACUCAACCUAAACGCUGCAUUCGACAUCGUGUAGUGGAAAAGAUGCCUUCGCCCCGCCACUUCUUUCUCACUCUGUUCCUAGGCCUGCUUGUCACGGCCGGCUUGGCCAGUGCCGUCUUGCACCAAAAGCCUUCCGGUGAGGAUAAGGUCGAAAGCGAGACUGAGCAUGUUGUUCUCCGUGACGAUUCGACUUUCUCACGGUUGUUGAGCUCGGCUUCUCCCCGUGCUAUCCACGAGUUUCUCCAUGCUUAUUUCCCUGGCACUUAUAAGCAUGGCGUCUAUGACUCUGACCACUCGGCCAUGGAGGCAAUCCACGCGAGUGACCCGGAAUUAGCGACAUCUAUCGUCCAGCUCGCGAAGAGGCAAUCUGGAAACGAGACCAGCACCACGACUGCUACGUCCGCGGAGUCUACCUCCGCAGUCCCUACGAGUGAAAGUGAAAGUGAAAGCACCACAGCGGAAGAACCAACCUCCACUUCCACCCCUGUAGAUACGCCUACGACGACGACGACGGCGACUUCGGAUUCAACUACGGAGUCGACCUCGGAUGUGCCAACGACUACUGCGUCUGACGUGCCCACCACGACAACGACAUCAACCACCGACGAUCCGACAACGGCAUCAUCAGCCACCCCGGAGUCUUCUGCUGAGACGACGAGCACUCCUGAAACGACACUGACAACAGCAACGAGCGCAUCUACUCCCAGCACUACAAGGCCAGCUAGAACAUCUACGUUCACAUCGACGCUUCCUGGAGGCGCUAAGACAACAAUCACAUCCGUUGAGGUGGUCACUCCAGGCGCACCCGAAGAAGCAAGCCAGACCUCAGAAGCCGAGGGAAGCUUGCAAUCCGGCCCUGCCAUGCUGCCUGCGAGGCGGCCGGUGGUAGAAGUCAUCAUCGGCGCCGUUGUCGGCGGAGCACUCCUCGCAUAAGCUCCAUCGUAAUUCGAACGAUCACAUUCCUUCCUUUGAUCUUAUCUUGAAAUUUGGCGUUAGCAACAGCAUCAUUAUCAUUAUCAUCAUCAUCUGAGCGAAGCAUAUUUAGUACUGGCGCCGGCAUCUACAUAUACAGAAACUUGACGGCAUCUACAUUCAUUUAGAACUAGGUGACAAUGGGAAAAAAGAGAGAAACAUUUGGCAUAGAAAAAGGGUGGAAAAGGGUCGGCUCAGAGCUCGCAAAGUCUGGCAGCUUGUUGACGAAUAUCACGAGAUUGUCUGCAGAUUAAUUCAUUAAUGUUGGGAUCUUUCAAUCAUCAUCUGGGAUACGCAAAUAUGUAUGUAUGUAUGUAUGUAUGUAUGUAUGUA